Messenger RNA from Diabrotica balteata, 1408 nucleotides. NCBI's taxonomy places the organism in Eukaryota, Metazoa, Arthropoda, Insecta, Coleoptera, Chrysomelidae. The record is from the annotation of a GenBank genome assembly.
AUUCUGUAGUUAACUUGUGACCACCGAAUUGACAAGAUGCGUUACACAAUAGUUUUUUUACUACUUGUAUCUAUUUUUGGAUGUUAUGCUGUUAAUUUAAAGAGUUUUGUUCAGGGCAAUGAUAAGUUUACAGUAAACACAUAUCAGAAACUCGUGAAAAUAUCAGGCGAUGAUAACAUUAUUUUUAGUGGAUUAUCUGCAGAAGUCAUAUUGUCUUUGCUUGCAAAUGGGGCUAGAGGAACUACAAGAAAACAAUUGUUACAAGGGUUAAACUUACCACACAACAUACCAAAUAUAAAUAAAGCAUACACCAAAAUAACAUCCGGCCUAAAUAUAAAUGAAGAUGCGUAUACUUUGAAGUUAGCAAAUAAAAUUUAUUUAGCUUCAGACUUUUCAAUCAGGAGUGAAUUUAAUGAUGUUGCUGUUAAUAGUUAUGACGCCGAAGUGGAGAAUCUAGACUUUUCUAAGUCAGUAAAGGCGGCUAACUUAAUGAACAGCUGGGUCGAAGAAAAAACUAACAAUACAAUUAAAAAUCUCAUUGAUCCGCAAACAUUGAAUGCCUUUACAAAGUUGGUAUUAAUCAACGCUUUAUACUUCUCAGGACAAUGGGAAAAUCCUUUUUCUGCAAAAAAAACCACUGAUAAAAUAUUCCACAGCUCACCUACUAAAUCCAAAAAAAUACCUACAAUGUAUACCGAAGCAUAUGCCAAUUAUGCUUACAAUCAACAACUUAAAGCUAAAUUUUUGGAGCUUAGAUUUAUCAACGGAAAUAUUAGUAUGACAUUUGUUUUACCCGACGAAAUCGAUGGUCUGGCAGCUGCGGAAAAAAACUUAGGACAAUACUUGGCCUCUCAAGAAAUGAAAUAUGCUAGGGUUGCCAUCACCCUACCCAAAUUCAAAAUCGAGACCAAAAUUGAUUUUAAACCCAUAUUAAAAUCGCUUGGAGUUAAAAACAUUUUUUCUAAUGGGGCUGACCUCACUGGAAUUUCCAAAGAACGGGGUCUAAAGGUUUCCUCCGUUCUACAAAAGGCCUUUAUUAACGUUAAUGAAGAUGGUGUUGAAGCUGCAGCAGCUACAGCAGUUAUUAUUGGCCAGAAGUCUUUGGUUCCACCUCCACCAAAAUUCAUCUUUGAAGCCGAUCAUCCAUUCUACUUUUACAUAAGGGACUGGAAUACUGGCAUAACACUUUUCAGUGGACGUUUUGUAAACUAAUAUAAAUUAAACAUAUAUAUAUAUAUAUAUAUAUAUAUAUAUAUAUUUAUAUAUAUAUAUAUAUAUAUAUACAUAUAUAUAUAUAUAUAUAUAUAUAUAUAUAUAUAUAUAUAUAUAUAUAUAUAUAUAUAUAUAUAUAUAUAGAAAUACACACAGUAAAGUGUCUUUAAAUUUAAAUAAAUCAAAUUGCUCAUAG